Molecule: messenger RNA, 957 nt
Organism: Aspergillus melleus
Lineage: Eukaryota; Fungi; Ascomycota; Eurotiomycetes; Eurotiales; Aspergillaceae
Exons: 3
Coding region: 1-957 (318 amino acids)
Biological process (GO): long-chain fatty-acyl-CoA metabolic process
Cellular component (GO): peroxisome
Molecular function (GO): alcohol-forming very long-chain fatty acyl-CoA reductase (NADP+) activity
Source: RefSeq, a predicted model, not a curated record
AUGUGGGAUUAUUUUGAUGAUAAAUGCGUCUUAAUCACCGGAGGAUCUGGCUUCUGGGGACGGCCAUUGGGAGGACGAGGAGCCCUCUAUUCUAAAUGGCGGAAAUUGCUGCCAACGCCAUUCGCAGACAGACUCUGCGAAUCGGACCGUCUUAUCGUUCUGGAUGGCGACAUAACCAAGCCACAUGUCGGAUUAUCCGACUCCCAGGUCGAUAUUGUUCGACAAGAUGUGCAGAUCGUUAUCCAUGCGGCAUCUUCAAUCAACCUCACGUCCAACCUAACCACCCUAACACCGACGGUUAUCAGAGCCACAGAAACAGUAGCCAAGUUUGCCCUCACAUGUCGGGCCUUGACUCGCUUUGUCUACGUUUCGAGUGCAUAUGCAAACGCACACCUAGGUCCUCGCAGCGAAGCAAUCGACGUCCCAAUUUACGAGAAGGUCUACAAUCCUUGCCAGCAAGACACCGCUCUGACCGAGUGGAAGGACGUGCAAAAUAUUGGCACCAGCUGGGUAUACGAAGCAGAGGACUAUCCAUGGGCAUACGCCUAUGCAAAGCAUCUCACCGAGAGACUAUUGUCCCAAUGGUUCGGUGACGCCAGCACAGCAGGAACGUUGCUCAUCAUCCGACCCUCGAUCGUUGGCCCAGCACAAAAGGUUCCCUACCCCGGAUACUGCGUUCCAAGCUCGACACCAUCGACGUCAGCCGCAGCGGCAAUUCUCUUGAGCACAGAUCCAGAAAUGAGGAUCACGACCCGAAGCCCGAAUCCCGAUGCCGAGAUCCAUAUGGACGAAGUCCCGGUCGACGUUGUUGCAGAUCGCCUUCUCAGCCAUCUAGCUGUCGGAACAACCGGUUGCGUCCAUGCAGUAAGCGGAGAACGAGCGCGGAUGAAAUAUCUCGAGUGGUGGGAGUCGAUUAUGCAGCUUCGUCAGAUCCCGUGGAAGUUGAAGCGUACAUGA